Molecule: messenger RNA, 974 nt
Organism: Capsaspora owczarzaki ATCC 30864
Lineage: Eukaryota; Filasterea; Ministeriida; Capsasporidae
Product: BRCA1/BRCA2-containing complex
Exons: 7
Coding region: 117-959 (280 amino acids)
Biological process (GO): double-strand break repair
Cellular component (GO): BRISC complex; BRCA1-A complex
Molecular function (GO): metallopeptidase activity; cysteine-type deubiquitinase activity; polyubiquitin modification-dependent protein binding
Source: RefSeq, a predicted model, not a curated record
UCGAACCCUACAUCUUGCAAUCGGUCACUCUUCGUUCAUUCUUGUAUUUUUAAGAGUUCAUUUUGUUUUUUUUCACACACUCUCUCAUCUGCUCAGACCACUCUUCCAUUUUCAGCAUGAUUCCAACAUUGGCUCGCUGCGUGCUCUCUGCGGACGCCUUCCGCACCUGCUUUACACAUGCACUGGCCUCAGAGCACGAGGAGAUCAUGGGUCUGUUGAUCGGCGAGCUGACUGUCUCCGAGGCAGGCGAGGACGAGUCGCACAUCCACUCUGUUUGCCUGUUCAAGCGCUCCGACCGGCAGAAGGACCGCGUCGAGAUUUCGCCAGAAGAGCUGGCUGCUGCUACAACAGAAGCUGAAAGGCUUUCAGGAAUUGCCGAUCGCGAUUUGCGCGUUUUGGGUUGGUACCACUCCCAUCCCCAUAUCACCGUGUGGCCCUCUCAUGUUGACGUUAAUACUCAAGCUGCGUAUCAGCAAAUGGACAAGAACUUUGUUGGUCUGAUCUUUUCAUGCUUUCACACCGAGCCCAACAAGGCAAAUCGCUUGCAAGUCAUCUGCUUCCAAGCGGUACCCGAACCUUCGUAUCUCAGUUCGACUGGUUCUGGGAAAUUUGUGUCCCGAGAAGUGCCAUUGCAGGUCGUUUCGCCGAACGGACUCACGGCGAGCUUUUCCGACUCCUUGUCGCUUCUAGCGAGCGUCAUGGUUGAAGAAGAGCGAGACUUGUAUUCUCCAGCCAACCAAUCCCCCGAAACGGUCGAAGAGAUCAUGAAUGCAAUCCACAACGGCUCGGUGUUUACAAAGUCCAUGACUGGCAUCGCCGAGAACCUCUGUAUUCCUCUGAUCCGCGUGCUCGAGGCGCAGCUUGGGCGGAAUCACCAGCGAAUGCUUGAAUUGAAUCGGUUGCUCGACAGCCCCGAGUCUGGCGGCCAGCUGCUUGAUAUGUCCGACGUUAUUCAAUGAAGUUUUUUUUGCGUU